AUGCCCACAGACAGACACCAUGCUAACAAUACUCGGCCGCUGAUGCCGACGCUGGCUUCCAACCGCACCGCCAAAACUCCCAAAACUCCACGACUCGCUCCCUCUUCAGCUUCUGCCCAAAGCAAUGCCAGCCAGACACGGCGACCAGACCGCAGCGAUGCACCGGGCUACACACCGAGAGACACUGUUCCACGAGACGACCUGUCCACGCCCGUUAAGGCCUUUCUAAACAACAAUAUCACACCCCGCUCUUCGUCGAGAAAAUCCCGCGUGGGGACAAACAGUACUCAAUCAACUCCCAGUGGCACUCCAUCAGGCACGCCUACGACUUCUCGGCCUGUAUCUACUACUGGCGGGCUCGAUACCAGGGGCCAGGGAAACGCACUCAAUGGGCUUGGCAUAUACGGCUCGUCUGGUUGUAGGCCGAAGAACCUGGUCAAUGGAGGCUCUGGGCCUCAAAAUGGAGCCCUCGCACGAUCGCCAGCCUCGUACGGUUCUGAUAGUAGCGGACCCCGCGAGAAUUCGCCCAUGUUCUUCCACGCCUUGGACUCGAGGUUGCAGGAUUCAAAUCCAGCCCAGAAAAAAUCGGCAGCUUUCUUCUAUGCGAACGGGAUAGAGGAUGAGCGUUCUCCUCGUCUUAGCAGAGGGCCGUCACCGCCGCUCUCUGCAAUUGAGAGAGCACGCUCACAGCCUCAGUCAGACAUCAAGAGUCACUCCCCGAUCCUCACGCCGCCUUUGACAACUGUUCCUGAAGCAACUUCGUAUCCAAACCCAGCACAUAACCUUCCUUCAUUACGACCACCAUCGCCGUCGAAGGAGAGUAUACACUUAUCAUACAGAAAAGGCGCUUCACAAGUGAUCCGCCCGUCCAUAUCUCAGAGACCUUCUGAGCUGUCCAUUCUGCCUGCCCAUUCAUAUUUAGGGAGCCCUGGUGUCCGAGAAUCUGACAAUGAGCGGGCCUCACGCCGAAGAUCCAGUGCUGAAUCGUCAUCAGUACGCAUCGGCCAUGCUAAAAGUGCAAGUCUUUCAUCUAUUGACUCUGGCACCCCAAUAAAGAAAGCAUUCCAAGCACAUAUCGACUCAGGCUCCUCGCCAUCGCCUAGUCCACUCCAAAGAGAGGCUGGAUCAGUGAGCAAUGGAUCUAGGCCAGAUAACAUGGUUUCUGGAUCCACGCCCCCCAGAGAAGACUUGUCCGGCUUCCCUCUAUCCUUGCCUCAGAGCCCUACAAAAUCAAACCUGGGCCAAAGCGCGCUCCAGCAUAUGAAUGAGCUUGCUGCAAAUGCACGGCGAGAGCGCAAAGUCCUAGACUUGGAGAUAAGCAAUUCAUCGCUACUCGCAAUCAACCGUCAACUAGAGCGCGAGGUCCGGAGACAGAAGGCCGAACUCCGUCGGUUCCGUAGGCUGAGCCGUGCCGGUCGCUUUUCAUCUGACACCAAUCGCUCAUCUUUGGGCGAAUUGUCGACAAUCGCCGACGAUGACAGUGACGCUUGUUCAGACACUCAAGAACAAGACCUUGUGGAAGAACAUGAGCAUAACGAAGAGGACACCAGUGAUUCAUCCUUCGACGAGGAGGCUCUCAGUCCUACCGCGCUUGCCGAUCGAGAUGCAUACUACAGAGAGAAAGACGAGAAAAGACUUCAGCUGGACCUUUCGAGGCAUCGCGAAUUGCUCGUAGACAGCCAGAAGAUGAACCAAAGCCUGAAACGAUGCUUGGGAUGGACCGAAGAGCUAAUCAAUGAGGGAAAGAAGGCACUUGAGUAUAAGGUUCGAGUCAGCGACGUCAAAUUGGGUGGGCGUGUCCUGAGCUCCGAGGAACAGGCGCAAACCGAGGCUGGCGAAGACAUCGUGCAGGGAGGGACUUUACUAAGUGCAUGGACACUACCGGAUCGAUCGGUAUCUGUAUCUGACCGCGUUUCAAUGUCAUCCAGCCGCACAGACAGAGACAGUGGCGUUGAGCUUGAAGGUUCAAACCAGACAGGAGAUUAUGGAUAUAAUAACCAGGGCGAUGUUUCAGCGAAUUCCGAGGCUGCCCUCGACCACGGCCAUUGAGGAGAAUCCCUGGAGGACGAAGAUUCAUACCGCAGAAUAAGUAGCUGCCAUAUACCCCUAUUUCUUUUGUGAUCAUAUUUUGGGAGGAAGGAUCCUGAAGGCGUUUGGAGAGCUGUUUGUCCAAGAGCGCAUCUUUACGGACUGGAAGGAGUUGGUGUCGACUGUUAAGUCUGGUUGUUCAAGUGUCGGCCGCAUCUCCUCCUAUCGUUCUUUUUUUUCCCUUAUAACGAAACGGCGCUAGGCCAACCAGGAUAGACUUUCCCAACUGCUGCCAAUUGUCCGCACUUGUAUUAUAUAUAGGAGAUACCCUAAGAAUUCCCAUCUGUUUACUUAUUUAAAAACAUGCACUU
Molecule: messenger RNA, 2399 nt
Organism: Mytilinidion resinicola
Lineage: Eukaryota; Fungi; Ascomycota; Dothideomycetes; Mytilinidiales; Mytilinidiaceae
Exons: 1
Coding region: 1-2049 (682 amino acids)
Source: RefSeq, a predicted model, not a curated record